AUGGACUCGCUCCAGAGCUCCAUUGCGCUCAUUUGCGCAGAAUACGACACCGAGCGCGGAGCUCUUUUGAAGCAAGUCGAGGACCUCUCGAUGGCGUCGAUUACUGGCGAACACGAGAAGCUCAUCGAAAUCGAAGAGAUGCAGGCCAAGAUCAUGGACGCGGAGAACGCGCUUCGCGAGAAGGUGAAACACGUGGCCGAGCUCGAGGCAGCGCUUCACGCCAAGGAAGAGAUGGAAAAGCGCGUGACGCAGCAGCAGCAGCCUGCGGACGAAGCCACCCAGCGGACCCAAGCCCCAUCAACCUUUCCCGUCGCAACCCAAACCGCAGCAGCGCGCGUGCCGGACGAGUGCCCGACGUGCCACGAUGAACCGUUUGGUUUUAUGGUGCGCUGCCAGCAGUGCAAGCAGCAGUUCCACGCCGGGUGCGUUCGCUCCAAACGCCAAAAGACGUCGCGUGCCGGCGUCUACGUCUUUGUGUGCGACGCGUGCGCGCCAAGUGCGUCCGGACCGGCAACUACCACGUCAGCAUAA
This is a messenger RNA of Saprolegnia parasitica CBS 223.65, 531 nucleotides long. RefSeq lists its product as hypothetical. Lineage: Eukaryota; Oomycota; Saprolegniomycetes; Saprolegniales; Saprolegniaceae. The coding region runs from base 1 to 531 and encodes 176 amino acids. The transcript has 2 exons. The record is from RefSeq and is a predicted model, not a curated record.